Messenger RNA from Magnolia sinica, 4590 nucleotides. RefSeq names its product disease resistance RPP13-like protein 4. The coding region runs from base 484 to 3234 and encodes 916 amino acids. Lineage: Eukaryota; Viridiplantae; Streptophyta; Magnoliopsida; Magnoliales; Magnoliaceae. Gene Ontology annotation, molecular function: ATP hydrolysis activity; ADP binding. The transcript is spliced from 3 exons. Gene Ontology annotation, biological process: defense response to other organism. The record is from RefSeq and is a predicted model, not a curated record.
GAUGGUAAAGUUCUGUGGGCCUUGGCGAGGGAGGUAAUAAUCUAAAAAUGGGACUUUUCUUUAAUAAAAUCUUGAUUUUAGAUCUAGUAAUAGAAUGAUGCCUGAAUCCAUUUAUGAUCCUGAGUUUCAAGGCACAUGACACUUUUGCUUGGGUCGAGGUUGCCACUCCGCUCUGAGAUGGAUCAAAGUCGAGUGAGCUCAUUCCUACUUGGAUGAACUAAAAAUACAAAAACAUUAGCCUGAUCCAAAACUUUUGUGACAUUUAACCCUCAUUGUUUCCUAUCACGCAGUCCACUUGAUUUUUAUAUUUGCCCUAUUCUUGGCCCAUGUCCUAAAAUGAUAUGGAAAAAUGGAUAGAUGGGGUGGAUUUCUCACAACCUUCAUGGUGGACCUCACCUAGUUUUCCUGUUGCGAAAAGUUCAUGCAUUCGACUGAUGCUGCUAUUAGUGAAGGGCUACGGGUCGGUGCUCUGUGGGCCUGACCAUGAUGGAAAUGGCAGAUGCUGUUGUCAGUGUUCUCCUGGAUAAUUUGUUGUCAAUACUCGUAACCGAAGGUCGUCAGCUACUUGAGUUUGAUGACCAAUUUGAGGAAACAAAGGAGGAGCUUCAGUACAUGCAGAGCUAUCUCAAGGAAGCUGAUCAGGUGAAGAGAAGAGAUAUGAAUGAGAUUCUCAAGAGGGUAAUGAGCAAUUUAAGAGAGUUGGUAUAUGAUGCUGAAGAUGUAAUAGCAGAUUGUCAGCUUCUAUUCCUGAAAAAACAUGAAGGGUGUGCACCAAAUUUUACAAGUUAUUGGUUUCCUACUCAUUUGAAAUCCCGUCAUCAGUUGGGAAAGCGGCUGAGGAAUAUAAAUCAAGGGGUAAGGAAGGUGAAGAAGAAUAUGAAGUCCUACUUGCAAACAGCUCCUCGCCAACCUGGCAAAGAUGAAGAUGGUGGGAAUAUGGGAAUGACCUACCCAAUCCUGAUGCAUGAAGCUGAAAUGGUGGGAUUAGAAGAUGACUCAACAAAGAUUAUAAAUUGGAUCUUAGAAGCGGAUGGACCCUCAAUGGCGAUUGGAAUAGCUGGAAUGGGGGGAAUUGGUAAAACCACACUCGCUCAAAAGAUAUGUGAUAGUGGGAGGGUGAAAGACUCUUUUAGGUACUCGCUUUUUGUUACUGUUUCUCAGAGUUUCAAAUUGGAUGAAUUGCUGAAGAAAAUGCUCGGGAAACUAAAUGUAGAAGAAGGAUCUAUGAGGGGAAAGGAUGUUCGUGACCUGUUGGAAAGGCUUAAGGCUAAGUUAGAUGAUAAGUACUUGAUAGUUUUGGAUGAUGUUUGGGAAACAGAUAAAAACGGAUGGUGGGAAAGCUUGGAGUCCGCUUUGCCCAAAGUGAGUGGUAGCUAUGUCAUUGUUACAACAAGGAAUGAAGAGGUUGCUAAAUCAAUGGGAGCUGCCGGCAGACACAUACACUAUCCCCAAACUCUUUCAAAAGAAGACAGUUGGUCCUUAUUUAGCAAAGUAGCUUUUGCAAGAAAUGGAGGUAAGUGCGCCAAGCCAGACUUGGUGGAAGUUGGUAAGGAGAUAGUUGUGAGGUGCAGAGGGCUUCCUUUGGCAAUCAAGGUUGUGGGCGGAAUGAUGUUUAUGAAAGGUGAUUCUAUCCAUGAAUGGAGGCGAAUAUCAGAGCACCUAAAGGAGGAGUUGGAAAUCAGUAAGAAAGAUGAGCCAGUCAUUUCAUGUCUAGAGUUAAGCUAUGAAGAGCUCCCAACACACUUAAAACCUUGCUUUUUGUGCUUUGCCAUGUUUCCUGAAGAUUUUGAAAUUUAUGUUGAUGACAUGGUUAACUGGUGGAUUGGUGAGGGUUUUGUUUGGGGAAAAAAUGGGAAAACGGCAUUUGAGAUAGGAGAAGAAUGUCUUUCAGAAUUAUUUAAUCGAUUUUUGAUACUUGGAGUGGAAAAAGAUCAUUUUGAGAGAAGCUAUGUUAGGUGCAAAAUGCAUGAUAUGGUUCGAGAUAUGGUAAUAAGAAUUGCAAGAGAUGAGAGCUUUUUUGUGAGGUUGGACUGUGGAGGUAGUCCCGCAUUCCGUGAGCAGUCUCGUCGUUUGGGAAUUGUGGGGAAUACAGCUGUAGAGAGCAUCAGAAACAGUCCCACCAAGCUGCGGACGUUGGUUGGGAUGGGCAUUCAGAGCAUAGAGAUGAUUGCAAGUCUAAAAGCAAAACAAUGCGAAGUAAGGUGGUUGAGGGUGUUAUCUCUUUCACUGUCAGACUGGAAUCUCGAUCUAGGUGUGGUGUGCAGCGAUUGGUUGAGUGGGAUAGGGUCAUUACAUCACCUCGUUUAUCUUAACAUACAGAGGAGUUCUGCCUUGAUAUCACUGCCCGAUGCAAUCGGAAAUCUUCGUAAUCUUCGGAUUCUACGUUUAUGGAACUGCCCGAAUUUGAAAAGGCUUCCUGUGUCAAUCACAACAUUAGAGAAGCUAACAGCUAUCCAAAUUGAGUUGUGUUCUUUAGAAUGCAUGCCGGAAGGGCUUGGAAAGCUUUCAAACCUCGAACGGUUAGGAUGGUUUAGUCCUGUGAAUAAAAAUGGAUCAGGUAUUUCGGAGUUGAAGAGCUUGACAAAACUUAGAGAACUUAGGAUGGGGAUAAAGUCAGUGGAAGAAAUAGAAGAAGGGGAAUGGCAUGUGUUAUCAAUGCUCCAGUAUCUGCAAAUUCUAAGGUUAGAUUUUGGGGGAAUUUCUGUUGAAAGAGAUGGAGUUGUAAGGAAGAUCGAAGGUGAGCUUUCUCCUCCUCUUAAAUCCCUCAGAGAGUUGUAUCUUAUUUACUGGCCAGGAGAAAGGACACCUGCGUGGCUCAGUCCUACUUCCCUUCCCAAUCUUCAGUUUCUUUUGAUUUGGAGAGGAAGGAUUAGGGAGAUGGGUCCCAGAUUUUGGGACAGCGAGAGUGGCGUAUGGAAAGUGGAGGUCUUGGUGCUACAAUGUUUGUACGAAUUGGAAGCGGAGUGGCAGAGGAUGCGAAGGGUAACGCCGUCUUUAAGACUCCUCAAGGUUUACAACUGUCCGAAGCUCAAGUCAUUCCCAUUCGAUGUUACAAAGUAUACUUUGGAGGAGGAGAAAUGGAGGAGAGAAGAAGAAGAUUCAGUUUCAGGUGCCGCCAAAGAGGAAGGAAGAAGAGGAGGAAAAAGAAGAAGGUAUGUUUUUUCUUUUUUCAUUUUCAAUCACCUGUUACAUUCUCUUCACACAACAUUUUUUGGUUUGAAUGCCAUCACGUAAUUUAAACUGCUCGAUGAACAUCUCAGAUCCCACACAUGCUUUGUAUCUCCACAUAUGUAGAGAAUGACAAUUUUUGCCAGUAUUUGUAUACACCCAUUGAUUUGAUAAAUACCCCCAUUCCUUUUGCUUUUAGUCAUAUAAUAAUACAAAUAAAAAGAAGACAGUCAGGGUACAUUCUUAGAUUGAUCUGAACCAUUUAUGUUCUUACCAGUACCAUAUAGAUGUUACUUUAUUUCAAUCAUACACCAUUGAAUAUCCUAACCUUUGAAUCUUGAAUUUGAACACGAGUUGUUGAAAAUUUUACUUUAUUCAUUUUCAUUCAUCAGAAGAAAAAAAAAUAAAAAAAAUAAAAAUCUUCAAAUUGCCCUUGUUGUUGGUGGAAAAUGAUUAGAAAUAUAAAAAUUGGAUGAUCCUAGCUAUUUGGUUGGAAGAUUCCAAACCUAUGGUUGAAAAAAAAAAAAAGAAGUUAAUGGCCCACAUUUGGUGAGAAGAGGAGAAGAAAUUUAGUCUUGGAUUACCUAAUAUCUUUUUUUUAGAACAUGAUCUGAGUGGGUCCUACUAGAUGGACGGUCUCAAUUGACACAUGAGACAUGACCAUGACCCAUGUAAAGUAAAUGGGUUCUACUGGCUCUGCCUCAUCAAUUUUGUUGUUCCGUUAGGCUGUUACCAUUUUCUUUUGUAGUGAUAUACCCACAGUACCUCCCCAAUUUAUGUAUUGUACAGAUAAGCUAUAUCCAUCUGAUGGUUCCAAUGCAUAUGUGACCAUAACAAAAACAGGUAGGGAAACUCAUCAGGUGGGCCACACAUGUAUGAGAGAAAAGAAAUAAAUAAAUGAUUUACAAAUGCAUAGCAAUGUCUCACAAGCCCAACUUGUUGGCAGUUUCUUCUGCUUAAUCACUUUGGAGUGUUCACAUUUGAGAAAUGAUCUAGCUGAGUAAGUGUAUAGAAACCUUCACAUGCACAUGGAUGCAUUUGGCAUCCAAGUCCCCCUAUUUGGGUAAUUGGUAUAUGACUCACUCUGAUUUUCAUCCAACUGUUUUCUUUGUGAAAGAACAUCACUAGGGGAGAUUACUGCCGCAUGACUCGAGGAAAGGCGUCUUCUAUCAUAUAGAGGCAACCCCAAAGUCCUGGCGCUUAUCACCUGAGUUUUGUCUUCCAAAAGUCUAUACAGUUCAUCAUGUGCUUUCUCGCCUUUAACUUCCUGUCUCCAUUAAUAAAUCUGUGAACUCUAGUUCCUUUUUAUGUUAUAUUUGUACCCAAUAAACAUUUGAAAUUAGAACCUUCUGAUAUCUAGGGACAUACUUGAUUUCGCUAUCAGAUACAUUUCAUAGAUGAUGUUAGUAGAUUUACAUGGUA